UGCUCACAUAGCGGACCCGUUUUGCCAGCCUUCUUAUUCACAUACUAAGCCACCCUUGACAAACAGUGUAUUCACGCGUAAACUCCUGCUUUUUCGAUAGAAAUUACCAGCUACCCGUAACAAUCAACUACUCUAACUCGUAAUAUUAGUUCAAAGUACUGCUAAAUCGCAACGUUGUCUUCUGCAAAAGCAAUUACAGGAUUUGAAAGACCGCGACGUUGCGAUAGCGACUACAGAACUCUCAAAGCAUAGUUAUGGACCCAUAUGCUAAGUUAAGGUUAAUGGGCAAAGUUGCCAUUGUAACCGGAUCAACCGCUGGAAUAGGCAAAGCAACGGCGUUGUUGUUGGCUUCUCGUGGAGCAAAGCUGACGAUACAUGGUCGGCGGCAGAACAGACUCGAUGAGUUGGUGGCAGAAAUUGAAAAUACCUCAGGACAUAAGCCUUUCAGUGUCAUCGGUAACAUCGAGCACGAAAGCGUUAGGCAGCAGCUGGUUUCUGGCACUGUGGCUAAAUUCGGACAGAUUGAUAUCCUAAUAAACAAUGCUGGAUGGGCAAAAAUCGGUAAUUUAGAGGAAAUUGGCUCGGCCGCAGUACGAACGAUGCUGGAGGUGCAUGUUUUAGCUCCGUUUGAGCUGUGCAAGAAAGCCCUACCGUCGCUUAGUGCCAGUAAAGGCAAUAUUGUAAUGGUGUCUUCUACCCUAGGAUUGCGCGGUAGGGCGGAUUUCCUCGCCUAUACGAUAGCAAAGGCUGCUAUGGACAACAUGAUGCGAAGUCUUUCGGCCGAUCUCGGUCCAAAAGGAGUUCGCAUCAACAGUGUUAAUCCAGGAGGUACAAUCACUGAGAUUUUGAGAACCGAUGAAGGGCAAGCAUUUAUAAAAAAGGUGAUCUCGAAAGCUGUCCAGGAACCACCCAACCCACUCGGGCGCUCGGCAGAGGCGUCAGAAAUAGCGGAAGUUAUCGCUUUCUUAGUUUCUGACGCUGCCUCGAUGAUUAACGGAUCGACUUACGUUGUCGAUGGAGGCAAAAUCGCCAGCCUAAAUUAAAACGAUAGACGGCUGUGGCAAAUGUCUUUCGCCAUUUUGUACAGAGGAUGGCAGCUGUUCUGUAAAUCCGAAAACAAAUCGCAGCGACGUAUUACAUAGCACCUAACGAGGAUAGCCACUAAAAUUAAAAACCACUUUUGCUUAACAGUGAGAUUUAACAACUACUUGUAACGGAAAAUCCUCUGAAGGACUCAAUUCCGAUAAUUGCAAUAUCAAAAAAAUAAUCGCCGUGAAUAUUGUGAUUUAAUAGGGCGAAUACGCUUAGCUAAAGGAAUAUCCGCCUAAACAAAAAAUUACAUACAUAGAUUUCUUGGGGAUUAAAAAAAAUUGGGAGCUAUCUACCGGUUAUUGGAAAAGCCUUUACAUAUAUCAGUAAAUUUCACUUGAUUUUGAAAUAUACCUUAUCUGUUUUUUGGGAGGUUCAGUUUGUUGAAGGACCCGUAACAAGCGAACCGGUUUUGUUACGGACAGAAUUUCAAAUACAUAUUUUCGGCUGGAAUUUGGAACAAGGUUUUUGAAACUUUGCCAAUGGAACAUUUGCUUUUGGGAAUGAUGCAGCAGUAACUUGGCCGCUCCGCAAGUAACAGACCGAUAUGCUCAGAAGUAAACAUCGACAUUCUUUUCGAGUAUCAUUUAUGAAAUUUGAUAAACAUCCUCAUAAAAAAUUAAGUUUCAAACACGUUUUUAUUUUGAGUUAAUAUUUCCAGCUGAUGUUAGCUUGACAACAAAGGUAUAAUCUCAUCCGCAAUAGUUGUAACUUCAGAUACAAACGGUGUUCGGUCUCUAAUUAUUAGAUCUUUAUCAGCAUUCUGACAGCUCCGAACAUAGUUGGCUCGAUGUCGUCUGUGUCGAGAAAUAGACAUGCGACGAGUGCACUAAACUGUCCAAACUAUACCGGCAUUACGUCAAAACAGGUGAGGAUGACCAACUUUUACAAACCGUUGUUCUAACAUUCGUAAGUUUACAGUACGUGGAAGCUUUUCUUCAAUUUGUCGCGCCUUCAUUUAUUUUUAGAUAUUCGGGUUAUUAGUCUUCUAUUAGCCGAAAAUUUAAUUCCCCUAGGAGUUUUUUUUACGUGUUGCGUGUUGUUGCAAUAAAUACUUUUUCAAAAAGCC
Varroa destructor (honeybee mite) is the source of this 2158-nucleotide messenger RNA. RefSeq lists its product as uncharacterized. The record is from RefSeq and is a predicted model, not a curated record. Lineage: Eukaryota; Metazoa; Arthropoda; Arachnida; Mesostigmata; Varroidae. Gene Ontology annotation, molecular function: oxidoreductase activity.